AAGAUCUUUACAUUUUCAGUGCUUGCUGUCAUGGUGCAGAUAUUUUGCAAUUUUUUAAUCUUUUAACUAGUUGAAAGUUUGUUGUUUUUCUUGACAAGUUGAGAAUACCUGCUAUAAAAAUCCACCUAGACUGAUACGGAAUACAUGGACUUGAAUCCAAUACAAACCACUGAACGGAUAACAAAAGGAAGACACUUAUCCAACAAAAAGGAGGGGGUGAGAUAAGACUUGGCCAAUAUGCACAAGAUUUUACUCAAAUUGUGGUCUGUGUGAGGAUAUUGUGGUUGUUGGCUAAUACAUCUUUAAGAUAUACCAUCCUUCUCAAUAUCCAAACAGAGUUUUCACCUCCCAUUUGACUCUACAAUGAUCAGAGGCACUUCUUAUUAUGGUAUUGCUGGUGGUCCUGAUACAUUCUUAUCUUUCCAUUGGUUAUAUGAAGUCUUAGAUAUGCCUCUUUGUUCGAGUGAAUUUUGUAGUUUGUCAGCUUGUGCACAUAGGGUCCGAGUCUUGUUGCUUUAUUAGAAAGUGUAAUUCUGAGAAACUGUUGGUGUACACUAGCUCUUUUGUUUUUCCCCUCUUUUGAACAUUUUCCAUAUGAUCGUAUUUAUAAUUAACUGAACAGAGAAUCAUGCAGUAAGUUGGUGAUGUUUGCUCUAUUUUUUACCUUUCAACACAUUAACAAUUUUCUGUCACUCCAUGUACUAUGUCAGAAAUGAAGUUUCAUUAUGAAUAUGUAUGUAAAAUAGUAUUUAAGAUGUUUUAUAUAUGCUUAAGGGGGCCGUAUCCAUUGCAUGUGGGAGACCUCUUCCUUGGGUAGUAUUCAUCACAUAAGAUAUCUCAAAUACUACCACCCUACAAGAACCUUGGCUUUAUGAGAUAUGAUGAGGACUCUUGAUAAGUAGAAAAUCUACUUUUGUAUUUAGACUAAUGGACUUGUGGUUGAAGGUCCGAGACAAACAUAACAAUCUUAUUGGAACUUGAAGGAGAAGUGAAAUUGUGAAUGCCUAAGUGAACGUUCAAGAUUGGAUUCAGAAGCUGAGGUGACCGGAAGGGAGCAAACGAAGUGAGGCCACUUUAUAGUCAUGAAAGAGGAUUUGAAAAUAGCAGUGGAUUCUGUGAUUUUAGGCUCAGAUGCAAAAGUCCCUGUGAUUGAUACAUGUGUGAACCAGUGAACAUUAUCAGCCAUUGGUUGACAUAGAUGGCUUUAAGCACUUGUAAUUCUUUUUUUACCAGGUAUAUCUCCUACAAUAGUCUCAGUCCAUGAACCAUACCGAGCAGUACUGAUGGAAUGUUACAUGUUGAUGCCAAAUCUCUGGCUGAGCUCUGGAUAAUCUGCAAUAUGAUGGAUAUGGAAAGGGAUCCACCAUUGGUUCCAUCUCGGACAUGAGGGUGCAACAUCUUAUCGAAAAGUGUCUGAUCUUCCGCAUGAGCAAAGAUGAGUGCAUGGAAGCCCUUUUUAGACAUGCAAACAUCAAACGCGUCAUCACCUCCACUGUCUGGAAGGAGUUAGAGAAAGAGAACCGCGAGUUUUUCAAUUCCUACUCACUAUCCCAGUCUCAAUCCUCAAGCGGAAAAGAUCUAAUGUCUGAAGCUGAGACGAGCAAACUGAUCCAGAAGUUGAUAUCAGACAACGAUGCCAAGUAACUCAAAUACAAUUCUUAUACUACAACAUAUCAUAACGUUACGUUACGUAUCGAUAUAACCUGCUAGCUAGCUAGUUUGCUUACGUGUAAAAUGACCAAAUUACCCUUUUUCGUGGUUGGCGGGCGCAACGAGGGUUUGGGGUUGGGUGAAGUUGAAAUCUUGGGGAAUCAAUUCUGUCUAUAAGAAGCAGUCACGGUCUAAUGGUGUUUGUUUUGUUUUUGUUGUAAUGUCAGAAGCCAAUGAAGCUGAAAAUUGUUGGGUCCAUAUCAGUUGUCUCUUUCGUAUACCUUUUUUCCAAUAGGAAAUCUGAACCAACGGUCUAAAAUAUGUGUGGCAAAGCACAUAACUCUAAAAAUCUUAUCAAAUCGAUCUUUUCUGG
Molecule: messenger RNA, 2023 nt
Organism: Cynara cardunculus var. scolymus (artichoke)
Lineage: Eukaryota; Viridiplantae; Streptophyta; Magnoliopsida; Asterales; Asteraceae
Exons: 4
Coding region: 1384-1644 (86 amino acids)
Source: RefSeq, a predicted model, not a curated record